AUGGAGAAUGUGUACUAUAAAAUUUUGAUGCCUCCUAAGGCCAUCAGUGCUUGUUUCCAGUCCAGCUCAGAUAUGGAUAUCUCAAAAUCUCCCUUGCUUCAAAACAAGUUCUCAGUGGCUCGUCUGGCUGAAGACUUUUUCUGGGUUGGUGGCAGCAUCGUCGCCUCUCCGAGAUGGAAAAUUGGCCACUUUGUGGAAAGAUGUAUGAGCUCCAUGCAGGCGGGCACCCAGAUGAUCAAACUCCGAGGAGGCUCCAAGGGGCUGGUCCGCUUCUACUACUUGGAUGAUCACAGGUCCUGCAUUCGCUGGAGACCCUCUCGGAAGAAUGAGAAAGCCAAAAUUUCCAUCGACUCCAUCCAGGAGGUGUGUGAGGGGAAGCAGUCGGAGAUCUUCCAGCGCUACGCCGACGGCAGCUUCGACCCCAACUGCUGCUUCAGCAUCUACUACGGGGACCACAUGGAGUCCCUGGACCUGGUGUCCUCCAGCGCUGAGGAAGCACGGACCUGGAUCACAGGGCUGAAGUACCUGAUGGCAGGCAUCAGCGAUGAGGACAGCCUCUCCAAACGCCAAAGGACCAGAGACCAGUGGUUGAAGCAGACAUUUGAUGAGGCAGAUAAAAAUGGGGAUGGCAGUCUGAGUAUUAGUGAAGUGCUCCAGCUCAUGCACAAACUGAAUGUGAACCUACCCCGACAGAAAGUCAAGCAAAUGUUUAAGGAGGCUGACACAGAUGACAACCAGGGCACGCUGGACUUUGAGGAGUUCUGUGCUUUCUACAAGAUGAUGUCGACGCGGCGCGAUCUGUACCUGCUGAUGCUCACCUACAGCAACCACAAGGACUACCUGGACACAGAUGACCUGAAACGCUUCUUGGAGACUGAGCAGAAGAUGACAAAUGUGACUAAAGAACAUUGCCUGGAAAUCAUCAGCAAGUUUGAGCCGUGCCCAGAGAACAAGAAGGAGGGAGCCCUGGGAAUUGAUGGUUUCACCAAUUACAUGCGGAGUCCAUCGGGGGACAUCUUCAACCCAGAGCAUUACCAAGUGAACCAGGACAUGAGCUACCCUCUGAGUCACUACUUCAUUACCUCUUCACACAACACCUACCUCAUGGGAGAUCAGCUGAUGUCCCAGUCCAGGGUGGACAUGUAUGCAUGGGUGCUACAGUCUGGCUGUCGCUGUGUGGAAGUUGACUGCUGGGACGGGCCGGACGGGGAACCAAUUGUCCACCAUGGAUACACUCUGACUUCCAAAAUCCUCUUCAAAGAUGUCAUUGAAACUAUCAACAAAUAUGCCUUCAUCAAGAAUGAGUACCCUGUGAUCCUGUCAAUUGAGAACCACUGCAGCAUCGUGCAGCAGAAGAAAAUGGCUCAGUACCUUACAGAAAUCCUGGGAGACAAACUGGAUCUGUCCUCUGUGCACAACGAUGACUCCACAAAGCUCCCCUCACCAGCAAGUCUUAAAGGCAAGAUCCUGGUUAAGGGCAAGAAACUUCCAGCCAACAUCAGUGAGGAUGCAGAGGAAGGAGAAGUUUCUGAUGAGGACAGUGCUGAUGAGAUUGAUGAUGACUGUAAACUAAUGAAUGGAGAUGCAUCUGCUAACAGGAAAAGAGUGGAGAAUAUAGCAAAGAAAAAACUUGACUCACUGAUAAAAGAAUCCAAAAUCCGUGACUGUGAAGAUCCAAAUAAUUUUACAGUUUCCACUCUCCCAUCCUCAGGAAAGGCUGGGCUGAAGUCUGAUAGUAAGAAGAGUAAACUUGAGGAUGAUGCAGAAUCCGGGGAAGAUUUCAGUGCCAGCAAGAGGCCCAGCAGGUCACUCAUGGGCAGCUUCUCCAAACGCAAGAAAAAAGGAAGCAAAUUGAAAAAGGCAUCAAGUCUGGAAGAGGGUGAAGACGAUUCGGAUUCUCAAGGGAAUUUAGCCAGGAGCUCUGUACAUUACAGCAGGGUAAGCCGACAGAAGAAGACAAUGAAGCUGUCCAGGGCCCUGUCUGACCUGGUGAAAUACACAAAGUCAGUUGGCAUCCAUGAUGUUGAAACUGAAAUCUCUUCCAGCUGGCAGGUUUCAUCUUUCAGUGAAACCAAGGCCCACCAGAUCCUGCAGCAGAAGCCAGCGCAGUACCUGCGCUUCAACCAGCACCAGCUGUCCCGCAUCUACCCCUCCUCCUACAGGGUGGACUCCAGCAACUACAACCCCCAGCCCUUCUGGAAUGCCGGCUGCCAACUUGUUGCACUAAACUACCAGUCAGAGGGGAGAAUGCUGCAACUGAACCGGGCCAAAUUCAGUGCCAAUGGGAACUGUGGCUAUGUCCUCAAACCCAACUGCAUGUGUCAAGGUGUCUUUAACCCAAAUUCUGAAGACCCACUGCCUGGUCAAUUGAAGAAACAGCUGGUUCUAAGAAUUAUCAGUGGUCAACAACUCCCCAAACCACGUGAUUCCAUGCUGGGAGACAGAGGAGAGAUCAUAGAUCCAUUUGUUGAAGUAGAAGUUAUAGGCUUACCUGUUGAUUGCUUCAAAGAACAAACCAGAGUAGUUGAUGAUAAUGGUUUUAACCCCAUGUGGGAGGAGACCUUGGUGUUCACAGUGCACAUGCCGGAGAUUGCCCUGAUCCGGUUCCUGGUGUGGGACCACGACCCCAUCGGGAGGGAUUUCAUCGGGCAGAGGACAAUUGCCUUCAGCAGCAUGAUGCCAGGUUACAGACACGUGUACCUGGAGGGCAUAGAAGAGGCUUCCAUCUUUGUGCAUGUGGCUAUAAAUGACAUCUGUGGUAAGGCCAAACAAGCUCUAGGUCUAAAAGGGCUGUUUCUCAGAAAUCCAAAGCAGGCCUCUCUGGACAGUCAUGCUGCUGGGCAGCUCCAUCGCAAACAUUCCUUUAGCAGCCACAUCCUGAGACGGACGGCCAGUGCACCCACCAAGAGCCAGAAGAAGAACAAGAAGGGCUUUCCAGAAAUUGCUUUUGACACAAAGGACAGCAGCUCUGCAGGGGCUGGAGAAGGGAGGGAAGUGGAAGCUGCCUCCCAGCCUCGCUUUGUGCAAGAGCCAGAAAGCGCUUCCCCGUCCCCAGCUCCCCGAGACGGUGCCGCUGGGGAGGCACCUGGCAAGGGCUUGAAAGGUAAGGCCCAGGGCUGUCCCCAGGGGCCAGGGCAGAGCUGUGCCCACCCCGGGGCUCCCUUCAGCGAGCCCUUGCCCAGGGCACACAGGGUGAGGCUGCAGGAGCCCCUGGGCGAGAAGCCGAGCGUCUUUGCCCGCUGUGCCAUCAACAGCUCGGGCAGGAUCGGAGUGGCCACCAACUGCAUGAAAUGCAUGAUUGGCUCCAAAGAGAGCCCUGACCCUGAGGGGCCAUGGAGUGACCACCCUGGCAGGCCCACGGUGGCCAGAGAGCCCCUGCAGGGCAGCAGUGCAGAGGAGAGGGUGGAGCUGCACACCUGGGUGGUCAGAGGGCAGCCCAGGCCACUCUCAGAUUUGCAGCCCUGCAGCAGCCCUGGAACUGCAGGUGACCUGAGGAGGAGCAGCCCAGGGAAGACGAGUGGUGACUCUAAGGGCCACGGGAUAAAGGCUCAGCCCCGGCAGCGCUGGCAGGGCCACUCUGGUGGCAAGUAUGGAAGCACUGUCAACUUGGUUGCAGCCAGCAAUGGCUCUGUGUCCUCCAACUCCAGCAGUCUAGAAAGUCUUGGAAGCCCAGAAUUCCCCAAGCACUGGGCUGAACCUUCUCGAAGGCAAGUGGGCACCCUCCAGAGGGAAAUGAACGCCUUGUUCGUUCAAAAAUUGGAGGAAAUUCGAAGUAAAUCCCCUAUAUUCUUUACUGAUGUCUGCCACUUCUCCAUGCAGAGGUCAGUCAGUUCUUUAUGCAGCCUAGAAACGAUCACAGAAGAGCCUGUCCUUGCCAGUGAGGGCCAUCACUGCAGCCUUCUCUUCCCCCUGCCUGUUGCCUCCUACAGUGACUCUGAGGAAGGAUCUGGCUCUGACCAUUCCACCGAGGCUCCAUCAGAGGGAAGCAGAACACCCAACCAGCCUCAAGAGCCCCUACCCUCCAGGGAACAAGGAACCAAUCUGGCUGCAGAAGACCAAGGGCGGGAUGUCCCAAGAGCAGCUGACGGAGGUUUAGGAGCCCCAGAGGAUGAGAGGACAAACGUGGCAGGAUGUCCCACAGAAGGAAAUGUCUGGACACAGAGCAGUGAGGCUCAAGAUCAGGGUGGAUCGGCAGCACAUCCCAAAAAAGCCAGGCUGGUAGAGGCAGCAGAUCACAGUGCUGGCCAACCUGUAGGAAACUGCCAGAAGCAAAACCAACCAGGUCAGGUAUCAGCAGACACGAAAAGCACCUCUGAAUGCAAAGGGCAAAACCUGGGUGCAGCAGCUGUUCCACCCCAGCAAAGCAGUGUCAGUAACAGCCCCCAGGCAGAUUCUCCUCAGAAAGCCUGGGCUGCACAGCCUCUCCCUGUCUCUGUUUCCCAGACGAGCUCUUACACAUUGGCAAGAAGGGCAAAGAGUGAAGGACUGAAGACAUCAGACUCCUCAGCCUUAAUAAAAACCCCGAGCAGCCAGUCUCCAGCAGCUGAAGUGUACUUUGAUGCCACUGUCAAUGACCGGAUCUGGAGCAAGCUGGACUGUGCCAGCCACCGUGACAGCAUGUCCUCCUCGUCCAGCAUGUCCUCCAACGACACCGUCAUCGACCUCUCCCUCCCCAGCCUGGCCCGCAAAAGCCUCCCGGACCUGGGCAUCCGCCAGGACAGCCUGGAGCCCCUGGCCAUCAGGAAGGGCAUGCGCCCCCGCUCCGCCACCACCUGCAGCAGCGAGAUGCCAAUGGUCAGCAAGAGCAAGUCCAACCCCAACCUGAGGUCUGGCCAGCUGCCGGCCGACGAGCUGUGCCCCCGGCCCCUGGCCAGGAGCCCUCAGGACGCCUUCUCGUCCAUUCCUAGAAGGCACACCUGGAGCAGGCUCUACAUGGAGAGCCUCAGGCAGUCCUCUAACAAAUCCAAAGCGCAUGACACGGUCGGGAAUAACCAGACAAAGUCCAAAAGCCUCGGGGACCUUACCUCUGACGAUAUCGUGUGCACUUUUGAAAGCAAAUACCGCAGCAUCAGCAGGAGCUUCGUCACGCGCUCCAUGCGGGAGCAGCGCCGCUCCGCCAGCCUGCGGCCCUCGGCCAAAUCCCGGGAUGAACUGACGGAGCAGCUGAAGAAGCUGACAGCCUUCCAGCAGGAAAACGACAUCACCUCCCCCAUCAGCCUCGAGCCCAGCGAGUCGGAGGAGGAGGGCGAGAGCGUGGGGCUGCUGCGCCGCUCGUCGUCGCGCAGCCAGAGCCGCGUGCGCUACAUCGCCAACAGGGCGAGGCAGGCCCAGGAGAGGCAGCGCCUGCAGGGCCGGGCACAGCUCGGGGGCAGCCCCAUCGAGGAGAGGGGCAACCCCGAGGGCGCCUGCAGCGUGGGCAGGGCUGGCUGCACCGACCCCGCUGCCCACGCGGCCCUGGCGGCCUCGCCCAAGGCCCAGCCCGAGUGCGCGGCCGACACCGAGGUGUUCUUCAUGCUCAAACUGUGA
Agelaius phoeniceus (red-winged blackbird) is the source of this 5526-nucleotide messenger RNA. The record is from RefSeq and is a predicted model, not a curated record. NCBI's taxonomy places the organism in Eukaryota, Metazoa, Chordata, Aves, Passeriformes, Icteridae.